GCCGGCCGCCGUAGCAGCUGUGAGUUGUGCGGUCUGUAGGGCUGCGAUCAUGGCUGCUGCUGCUGGUAGUGCUGACGCGGGGGCAGAGGGAGGAGAAGCAGCAGCAGCAGCAAGCGAUGAGGAAGGGGAGGAGGAGAACAUCCUUUACGACUUGCUGAUCACCACGGAGUGGCCUCCGGAGACUGAAGUGCAGCCAAGAGGCAACCGAAAGCACGGAGCAUCAUUUAUCAUCACUAGAGCAAUUACAGGCCCUGUCUUAUUUUUACUUCGUUACUUAUGGUACAGUCCUGCAAAAUCUUCCCUCCCUGUUGGACUCAUCCGCCUGGUCAAUAAGCAGAUCAACUGGCAUUUAGUGCUUUCAAGCAAUGGAAAACUCUUAGCAGCUGUUCAAGACCAAUGCAUAGAGAUAAGGUCUGCAAAGGAUGAGUUUGGGUCUGUCAUUGGAAAAUGUCAAGUCCCAAAGGAUUCCAACCCACAGUGGAGACGUGUAGCAUGGAGCCACGACUGCACUUUGCUUGCCUACAGCGAAAGCACAGGAACUGUGAGAGUCUUUGACUUGGUCGGCAGUGAACUCUUGGUCAUUUCUCCGGGUACUACCUUUCCAGGAGAUUUGACCUAUGCUAUUGCAGGACUUAUCUUUUUGGAAUACAAAGCAAGCGCUCAAUGGUCAGCUGAACUGUUAGUCAUCAACUAUCGUGGUGAACUAAAAAGCUACCUUGUAAGUGUUGGAACAAAUCAGAGCUUUCAAGAGAGCCACAGUUUCAGCUUCAGCACCCAUUAUAUACAAGGAAUCACAGCAGUAAUUUAUCAUCCAACACACAGGCUUUUGAUUAUAGGCGGAUGUGAAACCGAUGGUGAUGGAGCCGGACUUUCUAAAGCGAGCAGUUGUGGUUUGUCAGCGUGGAGGGUUCUUUCGGGAUCACCCUAUUACAAGCAGGUUACAAGUUAUGAAGAUGAUAUUGGAACCGCCAAGAGAAGUUCGUUGUUCAAGAUUAUGAAUCUCAAAUUUUACAGCAGGCAAGGAAGAGAAGAGGAUGGUGUCUUCAAGAUGAGCCUUUCUCCCGAUGGCACUCGUCUGGCAGCUAUUCAUUUCUCUGGAAAGUUGACCAUCUGGGGAAUUCCGUCUCUCAGGCAACAAGGAGAAUGGGAACAAAGUGAACAGCCAGGUUAUGAUGAAAUCAAGCCAGAAUGGAGGCUCUCUCUUGAAAAGAGGAAAAAAAUUAAAGACAAGGAAUCUCUUUAUCCAUUGAUCGACGUAAAUUGGUGGGCAGAGAAUGCUGUCAUCCUGGCUCGCUGUUCCGGUGCUUUGACAGUCUCAUCAGUAAAGACCUUGAAAAACCUCUUAGGGAAAUCUUGCGAAUGGUUUGAAAGUUCCCCUCAGGUCACUUCUGCUCAUGAUGGAGGAUUUCUGAGUCUGGAAUGCGAGGUGAAGUUCGCUCCAAAGAGAUUGCGCUUGGAUAGCAGACCUGGAGAUGAAGAUGAAGGGGAUGAUGACUCUGAUUCAGAUGAUGAAGCCUCGGCCAAGGCUCGAUACUUUGGGUAUAUUAAACAAGGCCUGUAUUUUGUGACUGAAAUGGAGAGGUUUGCUCCUCCGAGGAAACGACCACGCACAAUAGUAAAAAAUUACCACCUUGUGAAACUGAGGUCCACAACCCCAGAGGAGUUAUACCAGAGAAAGAUUGAUAAUGAAGAAUAUGGAGAAGCAUUGUCACUAGCUCAAACAUAUGACCUUGAUUCUGAUCUUGUGUAUCAGAGGCAGUGGAGAAAAUCUCCUGUUAGCAUUGCUUCUAUUCAGGAUUACCUGAGCAAAAUUAAUAAACGUUCUUGGGUUCUUCAUGAAUGCUUAGAAAGAGUUCCUGAGAAUGUGGAUGCUGCCAAAGAAUUGCUGCAAUAUGGCCUGAAAGGGACAGACCUGGAAGCUCUCAUAGCCAUUGGGAAAGGAGAAGAUGGUGGCAGGUUUAUCUUGCCAGGUGAUGUAGACAUUGACGAACUACUUUAUGAAGAGUUCUUAACUCCCGAGGAAGAAGCAGAGAGUAGGAGAGAGCGAGAGGCCAUAAAACAUCAAGAACUCCUUCAAUCAGUGGACUUUUCCAAACUGACUUUGGAACAGAAAGAACUUUGCCGCAGCAGGUUGAAACUCCUAACCUAUUUGGACCGUCUAGCAACAUAUGAGGAGAUCCUUGGUGGGCCACAUGCUGCUGAGCAGAGAUAUGAUGCAGAAUUCUUCAGGAAGUUCCGAAAUCAAAAUAUUGUUCUUUCAGCGAGGACAUAUGCCCGGGAAAGUAAUGUGGGAGCCCUGGAGAUCUUGUUUACUUACCAUGGAUCAGACUUACUUCCACAUCGCUUGGCAAUUCUCUCUAAUUUUCCAGAGACAACCUCUCCACAUGAAUACUCCUUCCUUCUUCCUGAAGCUUGUCACAAGGAAGGUGCAUUGAAGAUUCUUCCCUGGAAUGAGCAGAAGCAUAGAGAGGAAGACUGGUGUGAGAUGCCCCCAUGCAAGCUCAUUGUUGAACCAGCUCUUCAAGAUGAAAGUGAAUUUUUGUAUGAGUCCCAGCCUGAAUUGUUGAAAUAUUCAACUACUGAGCUUUCAGUAAAUCUGGUCACAGAUUGGUACUGGAAAAGAGCAGAGGAGAUAGAGCACUAUUCAAUGCAGGUGGACUGUGCUCUCUCUCUGAUUCGCCUUGGCAUGGAAAGGAACAUCCCUGGCCUCCAUUCCCUCUGUGACAAUCUUGUUACAUUGGAGACACUUGUUUAUGAGACAGGGUGCGACAUAACUUUGAAUCUGAAAGAGCUGCAACAGAUGAAAAACAUUGAGAAGCUGAGGCUGUUGAUGUUGACUUCAUCAGAAGACAAGUAUGUGAAAAAUGCCUACCAGUGGAUGGUUCCCUUUCUACAUCGCUGUGAAAACGAGUCUCCAGGCAUUGCUAAUGAGCUUUUAAAAGAGUACUUGGUAACACUGGCCAAAGAAGACCUGACAUUUCCUCUGAAAAUCUUUCAGCAUUCAAAGCCAGCGUGCCAACAAAAAAUAAUUUCAGAUCAAGAUCUAUUGAUGGUGAUUGCCUUAGAAUGCAUAUACAGCUGCAGACGAGAUGACCAGCUGUCUCUUUGCUAUGAUAUCUUAGAAUGUCUGCCUCAGAGAGGUUAUGGCCCCGAAACAGACAUGACUAGCAAUCUUCAUGAUAAGGUGGAUGAACUGGAACAAAUUCUUAGUGUUUCAGAACUUUUGGAGAAACACGGACUCCAGAAACCAGUAUUGUUUGUGAAAGAGACACAGAACAACCCAGAAGAAGCACACAAGCUGAUGAUUAGGUUAACAAGGCACACUGGUCGCAAGCAGCCUCCUGUUAAUGAGAUGCACUGGAUGGGGUUGUUGCAAGAUAUGCUGGAGAUGCAGCAGAAUGUCUACACAUGCUUAGAGCCAGACACAUGCUAUGAGAUAUUUGCAGAGAGUCUUCUGUGUUCAAGCCGGCUGGAGAACAUUCACUUAGCUGGGCAAAUGAUGCAUUGUAGCAUUUGGUCAAUAGAUCCUCCAGUUAGUGCUGCUUCUAAAGGAAAAUCGCAAUACCGAGUCAGCUAUGAGAAAAGCCUUGAAUUGGUUUUGGCUGCCAGCAGAGAGUAUUUCAAUUCUUCAACAAAUUUGACUGAUACUUGCAUGGAUUUGGCCAGAUCCUGCUUACAGCUUAUCACAGACUGUCCACCAGUUGUUCAGGAGGAAUUGGACCUCAUUCGUGCUCUUAGUUAUCUUGAAGACUUUGGUGUGAAAAUUUUGCCAUUACAAGUUCGUCUCUGCACCGAUCGACUCAGCCUUAUCAAGGAAUGCCUCUUGCAGCUGCCAACAAACUACAAGCAAUCUGCCAAGCUCUUGGGACUUGCAAAUUUGCUGAAGGUUGCAGGUGAUGAUCAGAUGGAGAGAAAAGGACAAGUUUUGAUUCUUUUAGUGGAACAAGCGCUACGAUUACAGGAUUACAAAGCAGCAAAUAUGCACUGUCAGGAGCUUAUGGCUUCAGGCUAUACUAAAAGCUGGGAUGUUUGCAGCCAGUUAGGACAAUCUGAAGGUUACCAAGACACAUCAGUUCGGCAAGAACUCAUAGCCUACGCUUUGACACAUUGUCCCCCAAGUGCUAUAGAAUCAUUGUUGGCAGCAAGUCGUACUCUGCAAACCGAGAUACUUUACCAUGCUGUCAACUAUCAAAUACGGCCUUCUGAAAAAAUAGAAAACAUAAGUACAUCCAGGUCAUCAGGUGGAAUGAAAACAGAGUCAUCUCUUGAGGUUGACAACCAUAUGCUCUCUAGUCAGUCGACUGACUUGUUGCAGUGGACCACAUCUAAAACUAUGAAGGUGCUUUCUGAUACAACACUGACCACAAAAGCUAUGCUGCAUGCUGUUAGUGAUCGCCAGUGGUGGAAGAAGUCACUAACUUACCUUCGUCCAUUACAUGGUCAAGAGUUUGGAGAUGUAUUAAAAAGCACCAGUGGAGCAAAUGCAGCGAUAGAAAAACAAGGCUGUCAUCCAUUCUAUGAAUCUCUGAUAGAUAAUCCAUACCUUGCAGAAAAUGAAGUUUCCUACACUGCAUUCCAGCACAAUCCUUCAGAAAGCUUUGCAGAAGUAUUGUUGAGAACAGGAAAAUUGGCUUUGACAAAGAGUGAAGGCCCUGAUCUCUUUCCUGCCACAGAAGUCCUGUUACAGCUGGCCAGUGAAGCAUUACCAAAUGAUAUGACCUUAUCCCUUGCCUACCUCCUUGCAUUGCCACAGGUGCUUGAUGCCAACAAGUGCUUUGAAAAGCAGCCUCCUUCUGCUUUAUCACUCCAGCUGGCAAGUUAUUAUUAUAGCCUGCAGAUCUAUGCUCGUUUGGCACCAUGUUUCAAGGAUGAAUGCCACCCCCUCUACAGGGCUGAUCCCAAAGAAUUGAUACAGAUGGUCACAAAGCACGUUUCACAAUCCAGCAGUUUGGACUGGCCUGAUGAAACAGCAACUCUGAUCAAACACCUCCAGUACUACAACGAGCGACUCUUGGACUUCACUCAAGCCCAGGUUCUCCAGGGUCUUGGCAAAGGAGUGGAUGUCCAGAGGUUUACAGCAGAUAGCCAAUACAAGAAAGAAACCAUAUUGGGUUUGGCAGAGACACUUGAAGAAAAUGUGUAUAGGAUUGCUCUCUCCUUGGCGCAGCGUUAUAGUGUCCCACUUUGGGAAGUUUACAUGACACAUCUGGAAUUUCUUUUCAGUGACAGUGGUUUAACAACAGCUGCUAUAGAAGAUAGAGCACAAAAUCUUGGCUUAUUUGAGACUUUGAAAACAAUCCCUGAGGCCUUUCAUGAGCACAUGGCUAAAUAUGUGUACCCUACGAUUGAAGGCAGAGAUCACCAACGUUUGCUGUAUUAUUUCACACUUCUUGAGAAUUGUGCCUCUCCUGAAUUUGUGAAGCACACUGUCAAAUCUGAAACACACAUACGUCUGCUGAAAAAAUUCAAGGCAGUUGCACCAGGUCUUAAUUACAAAAAGUUAAUGGAAGACAAUGUGAAUCCCCUGGCUGCUUUAGAGCCCAUCCUCACAAGUCAGAAUGUCCUCUCAAUUUCCAAGCUUGCUCCUAAAAUUCCAGACAAAGAAGGAGGGAUGCUUUCCCCAAGCUCUGUCUAUGCCAUCUGGAUAAAAAAACUCUUCUGGACCGGGGAUCCCCAUCUCAUUAAAAAAGCUCCAGAAACCGUCGCUGAAUGGUUGCAUGCCUAUGACAUCUGUGCCAAGUACUUUGAUAGACUUUGCCCAGGAGAUAUUAUCAAUUUCAUGGAUGAAAUUACUUUUUCCUCCAAAGCUGUCACCAAGCUGUCAGUUGAUUCCCGAGUAGGGAUGACAAAGAAGGCUAUUAAGUCAGUGAAACAUGUUGCUGAGAAAUCUGGAAAAAGAACAACUGAGGGGGACAACAUGGAAGGCGUGGUUGAUGGGCAAAUAUCUUAUGAAGAUGCUAUGAAUCAUCUGCAGCAGUCUCUUGCACAUCUGGAAACACUUAACCAUAGUUUUAUUUCUUACCUGAAAAGCAGUGAUCAGAAUCUACUACAGCAGUAUGGAUACCAGUAUGAUUUAUCUCGAUCAGAGAAAACGAAAAUCAAUGAACAAGCUGUAACUAUGUGUGUAGAUGGUCAGCCCCUAGAUAUGAUACAGAAGUUAUUGGAUGUGGCUGUAGGUGAUCUGGGAUUCUCACCUAGAGAUAUAGUACAAACAGCUGUAAGCAAAGUGGUAGGUGCUUUGAGUGAUGACGGUAGUCAGCAUACCUUCAAGAAGGACCCUUUCCAGAUAUUAGAAAGCAUUGUCUGUGCUGUCCAUACAAGUGCUGAGAAUGGUGAGAACCUUGUGUCUUCGGAUGAUCUUCUCAAUUGGCUUCGACCUUUCUGCGGCAAUGAUUCUUUGCCGGUGAAACCCCGCAUUAAAGUGCUGCAGAUUUUGGAACAAGCUUUUCACCUCAGUGAUGAAGACAGCAAGCUCCUCGUGCUCUUUAGGACUCAAGCUGUUCUCAAAGCGUGUUGGCCUCAGACUCAGGUAGAAAUAACUGACAUUGAAAAUGAAGAAAAGAGGUACUUGCUCUUCUUGAAACUUUUGGAAACUAGUGAAGACCAUGUAGAAUUUCAGCAUUUAGUCAUGCUCCUGCAAGCUUGGCCACCUAUGAAAAGCAUGAAUAUAACAAGUCCAAGUAAUAAUCCUUGGGUUAAACUGGGAACAGCAAUGAUUAUGAAAAGCCAACAGGAGCAUAAGGAGAAUACAGGAAAUGAGAUUCUGAAAACCUGCCGCUCUUUAUAUGGGACGAAGCACAUGCUGUCUGCAGAGUGCAUAAAAGACCUGUGUUUGCUGCUGCUCAACCAGUCCCUGAAGUUGCCGUCCCUGAAGCUGCUUGUGGAAAGCAGAGAUCAAGAUCUUCAUUUCAUGGCACUAGAGCAGAUAACAGCUCUUUCAAAGGUUGAUGACUCCAACUGUGACUCUGAACUCCUUUCCUUGCUUCUGGAUGAGAAAUUGAUGGUAAAGUGCAUAUCCACCGUUUAUUAUCCACACCUGGUUAACCAUUUGCUGGUCAAGCAAGAGGAGGGACGUUGGAACAUUGAAGAAAUAGCCAAACAAUUGCAAGAAUCUGGCUUCACGGCAGAGGCGGGUUCACUCCUGAUGGCUUGUAAAGGCACCCAUCCUGCACUCCAGACCUUUAGUGCUGCUCUCCAUGCUGUUAAGCACUGGAUUUAAAUGACAAAAAAGUUGCUUUCCUGGAAGUCUGAACUAUAUAAUCCAUAUGCAUCAGCCUAAUCACAGUCGCUUAGUGCUGCCUAAUACCCCAACAAUAAGCACACUAAAAUAUUUCCUUAUAGUGCCUCCCCAUCAUAUUUGUAACUCUUGCCAGAAGGAAACGUUCAGUGUAACCCAUGAAUGAUGUUCUGAUAAAGAAAUACUUUGCAGAUCGUGUCAUAAUAAAUGAACAAUGAUGAAAUUCGAUACCUUCAGAGGUUCUGAAGGCUUAAAGUAUCACUUCAAAUAGAAAUGCCUGAGAAUGCAUUUAAAGAUUUGUAAUAGUUUCAAAGUCAGACUAAUUUGAAGUUACUUUGUCAGUUUAAAUCCUAUGCUUCAAUUAAUUAAAGUCUUUCCAUGAAACCCAA
This is a messenger RNA of Anolis sagrei ordinatus, 7626 nucleotides long. The record is from RefSeq and is a predicted model, not a curated record. NCBI's taxonomy places the organism in Eukaryota, Metazoa, Chordata, Lepidosauria, Squamata, Anolidae.